Molecule: messenger RNA, 1524 nt
Organism: Brachypodium distachyon (stiff brome)
Lineage: Eukaryota; Viridiplantae; Streptophyta; Magnoliopsida; Poales; Poaceae
Product: glycosyltransferase family 64 protein C4
Exons: 5
Coding region: 65-1264 (399 amino acids)
Cellular component (GO): membrane
Molecular function (GO): glycosyltransferase activity
Source: RefSeq, a predicted model, not a curated record
AGGCGGUAGCUGGCUGCGAACUGCUGGGAGCUCUCGCAGUCGUUGACUAGCCACUACCGUGUACAUGUACAAUUCCAUGUACUCCGUAGUCCGUACAAUACACAACCAUCACCAUCUCUCUUCCAUUUGGAAAGGAAAGCAGCUCGGCGUGCUCCUUCGGCUCAGCUCCACCGGCACCGGCGCCCGUGCAAAUCAAUCAUCACUUUCAGCUCCUAUGCUGCUCGGGGUGGCCAAGCUGCAGCUGCAGGCCACCGCCGCGGCGGCGUUCCGGAGGAACGGCACCCGCCGCCGCCCCCUUCUCGUCCCCGUCCCCGCUCGCCACCCGUCGGGCGCCUCAGCCGGCAGAUUCGCCGCCUGCUUCGUCGCGUGCCUCCUCGCCCUCGCCGCCGCCACCGUCCUCGCGCUCACCCUCCGCCGCCUCGACCCCGACGCCGCCUCGCCACGCGGCGGCGGCGGCGGCUAUGUCGUGGUGGUCAACACGUGGAAGCGCUACGGGCUCCUCAGGAGAGCCGUGGCGCACUACUCCGGCUGCGCCGGCGUGGACGCCGUCCACGUCGUGUGGAGCGAGCCGCGGGAGCCGCCUGAGGCCCUGCGCCGGAGCGUCCUCAACUGCAGCUCCGCCGCGGAGGUGCGCUUCGAGGUCAACCGGGAGGACAGCCUCAACAACAGGUUCAGGCCGAUCCAGGGGCUCAGGACGGACGCCGUCUUCUCCGUCGACGACGACCUCAUCGUCCCGUGCGCCACGCUGCGCUUCGCCUUCUCAGUCUGGCGGAGCGCGCCCUCUGCCAUGGUGGGCUUCGUGCCCCGAAUGCACUGGCUUGCUGACCCGAGAAGCAAUACAGAGGAAUUCCGAUAUGCAAGCUGGUGGUCAGUUUGGAGGACAGGGACAUACAGUAUGAUUCUUUCAAAAGCGAGUUUUUUCCACAAGAAGUAUUUGGAUCUAUAUACCAAUCAUAUGCUACCGUCUAUUCGUGAUUAUGUGACAGAGAACAGGAAUUGUGAGGAUAUUGCUAUUUCUUUUCUCGUUGCAAAUGUAACUGGAGCUCCACCUAUAUGGGUCCAAGGAGGUCACACUCAUGCCCAGAUUAUUGAUAUUACUGCAGGAAGGAUAUACGAGAUCGGAUCAAGUGGCAUCAGCAGUUUAAAAGGCCACGAUCUGCAGAGAUCUAGAUGUCUGAAUAAAUUCGCUGCCAUGUAUGGACAUAUGCCCCUGGUAGCAACCACAGCCAAGGCUGUUGAUAGCCGAACUAGUUGGUUCUGGUGAUACGUUUUUCAGUUCGGUCUAGCCCUGUUUUGCCUUCACCUAUUAGGGUCUGCCUAGCACAUACUAUCAGGCUAGCGUACUUGUACAUAAUUCAACAACUUCUGAGAACACAUACCAGAUUACUGACACGCUGAAUCGAAGGUACAGUGCCCCUCUAAAUGAUAUAUGGCUCUUUGUAAAUUGUGUGCCGGGAAACUGAAUCUGUUUAUGAACUUGCACUUCCUUUUAGGCAGGCAUAAUACCAAUUCUUAUUUCUCGCA